Messenger RNA from Parnassius apollo (apollo), 2424 nucleotides. NCBI's taxonomy places the organism in Eukaryota, Metazoa, Arthropoda, Insecta, Lepidoptera, Papilionidae. The record is from the annotation of a GenBank genome assembly.
AUGGUGAAUAAUAAACUAAAAGAUACCAUCCGUCCUAGUGCAAAAAUAACUGUAGAUGAAUCCAUGUUUGGCUGGUAUGGAAUAGGUGCGUACUUCAAAGACUACAUGCCAGCAGUUAUGAAAAUUAAAAGAAAACCAAAAGGAGUGGGUUGUGAAGUAAAAACAGCGUGUGAUAGUAAUACAAACAUUAUGAUGAGAUUGGAAAUUAAUGAGGAUAAAGAAGCAAUGAGUACGAAGAAAUGGCAAAGAGAAUUUGGCGCUGGAACUACAACUACUUUGAGAUUGACAGAGCCGUGGCAUGGUUCUGGAAGAGUUAUAGUUGGAGACUUAUGGUUUGCUUCGAAUAAGUAUGGUGUGGUUUGCGCAAAAGGCUACUGCGUUGGUGUGUGGAAGGCUGCAGACGACAAGUCGUAUUGUCUAUGGGAUCCUCACGCCGUGGGCCCCACCGGCAAGUUCUCUCCUGGGGGAGCUGCCGCCUUAGUUCUAUUUUCUACUGUAGAUCAACUGGCUGAAACCAUCAAGAAAAAUGUGGAAAUGCUCGAGAGGCCCGGAAUUAACAGGUAUUCCAUAUCGUCGGUAAAAGUGUUCUGGGAGUUCUCUCAGACAGCAGGGCCAGUGACUCCGCAGGGCACCGUACCAGAUGAGGGUUACGAGUGGAAAGUAUUGACGGCGUACGUGGAAACGGCUCGUGGCAGAACUAUACUGAGAGGAACUAGGCCACCAGAUUUGGUUAAGUUCAGUCGUGACGCGAUACUCCAAUCAGCUUGCGGCGCUAUAGCGGGCGCUUGUAUGUCACACAUACGUCGCCCGCCUCUGUGGACGCGUCGCACCGUUGACGAAGUGAUGGCCAUCGGCAGUCAGCUUUUUACUGCCUCGCUUUCCUCUCUCGGAUAUGAAUUUCGGCCCGGAGAAGACGUUUUACUACCCCUGCAGGUCUUGAAACGAUUUUUACUUGGCGUAAAUUACGUCCGAUACGACUUGCAAUCCGUAUACUCUGGUAAACUUGAACAGAAAGAGCCUACGGAAAUGACAGUGAGAUGCGCACUAGAGCGCUUCUUUGAAGAUCACACUCACGGAAUAUUGUGGUCGAUGCCGCACGCGGUGGCGGUGUGGCGUUAUCCGGGCGCUCCGCCCUACUAUAUGCUGGAGCCACACGCUUGCGGCACCACUGGACUCCGUGUCGACGCACAGGAUGAUGGCGCUGCAUGUGUAUUGACUUUCACUUCUCCUAAGCUGAUGGCAUUUGCAUAUCUCCAGAACGUCCCAGCUACGGAGCGUCCGAAGCACGAUUUUCAAUUAUAUGCGAUAUCAGUGACAGUGCAACCUAUUAAGAAGUUUGGUGGCGUUGAGCCACCGCUGGUGAGAGCACCACCUGGCAUCAACCUGGUCCCUGCUACUAGCAAGGUGGGUGUGGACGGCAGCCUGCGCCGCGCAGCCGAGAGCGAUCGCAAACAUCCCCCGGGAAGCGUGACUUGUCUCGACGCUCAACGGGCUGCUGAAUUAAAAGACCGAGAAGAAGGCAAACUUAAAGGACAACGGAACACAACCGGCUGGUUGGUGCUGAACGACGGCACACAGUAUCUGUCAGCUCAGCAUUCCAUGGCCUGUCGGAAAUUCUCCGCCGCUUCUAGAGGCAAGCAGGCUUUGGCGUGCUCAGUAAUGGCAGUGGCGAUGACUCGCGUCGAGGACGUAUGCAGAUGGUGCCCGACCAUAUUAGACCAGAUACUGGAAAGCGGGGACCAGCUAUACCAGGAUAGUUAUCUGCACUACAGACCGCAGCGAAAAGUCCUCACUAUUGAACAGAUCCUUCGCAAGUUCUACACUCCUGGCAAUUGCGUGUGUCGUGUUGUGGUGUACAAAGCGCGGCAGCACGGACGCGUCGACACGGACUUAUUGCAACAAUUGACCGAGUUCUUCCGUGAAGAACGAUCCGGCGUGUUUGUUGCUGGGAAUGGUGAUUUUGCUGUGGCACUUUUCAGGACACCGCGCGGUUUCUACAUGUUUGACCCGGCGGACCGUGAUCGUUACGGACGUGCGGUGGCGCCACCUUGCAUCGGUCGGGCGAGGGCUUGCUUCUCGCAGUAUCCCAAUGUUCGAACAUUAGCUGAUAAACUAGGAGCGAAUAUUCCGCCGGUUGAAAAGGACGCUGGCAAUGAUGAAGAACCAGAGGUGACGGUAAUUGCGGACAAUGCAGAAACUGUUGAAAAAGAGAAAACAAAUAAGGAUGACGAGAAAGAGGAGAUUGCAGUUGUUCGUAUAUCAAUUGCAGUCAGUCUCACUGAAACUAAUUAUCUCACAGGUGCGGUUCAAGGAGCCCGCUACAUUUGCCGUUUACGGUAUGGACGUGAGCAGCUUGCGCAGAAUAAACCAGUACGAAAGAUGAAAGAACAUAAACUACUGACAUCUUCUGCAGCGUACCUUUGA